ACAUAAGAUAAAUGUCCAGCAACUAGCUAGCGGGAAACGAGAACCUUCUCAGCUAUGGCCAACCAAGGGAACUGUAUCUCAUAUGCGCUUUUGGUUUCUUGGAUAGUAUUACUAUCUUCCUGUAAAGCAAGCUUCGCUUUAACAGCAGAGGCUCUGGCCCUCCUCAAGUGGAAAGAAAGCCUUGGAAAUCAGUCAAUUCUCCAGUCAUGGGUACCUUCCCCGGAAGAUGCCAAUUCCAGUAACACAAAUCAUUGCGAAUGGCGAGGAAUAAUGUGCAAUGAUGCAGGAAGUGUUACUGAAAUAAAUCUUGCAUACACAGGCUUGACAGGUACUCUCCAAUUCUUAGAUUUCUCUUCCUUCCCAAAUCUUCUUCGUCUUGAUCUUAAAGUAAACCGACUCACAGGCACCAUUCCGUCCAACAUUGGGUUACUUUCUAAACUCCAAUUCCUUGACCUUUCCACCAACUCUCUUAACGGCACUCUGCCUCUUUCUCUUGCCAAUCUCACUCAGGUUUAUGAGCUUGACGUUUCUCGAAACAAUAUUACCGGUGUGCUAGACCCGCGCUUGUUCCCUGAUGGAACAGGUGCUGCCAAAACUGGCCUUGUUAGCCUAAAAAAUUUACUCUUUCAAACUACAGGGCUUGGUGGCAGGAUUCCCCAAGAAAUAGGAAACCUGAAAUAUCUGUCUCUUCUAGCGCUAGAUGAGAAUCAUUUUUAUGGUCCUAUCCCUCGAUCUUUAGGAAAUUUGAGUGAGUUAUCCGUUAUGCGCCUUUCCGGCAAUCUCCUUUCUGGGAACAUCCCACCAAAUUUAGGCAGAUUAAGCAAGUUAACUGAUUUGCGCUUGUUCACAAACAAAUUGUCCGGUUUUGUGCCUCCACAAUUGGGCAAUCUUUCAUCGUUAACCGUUCUUCACCUUUCUGAGAAUAACUUCGCUGGCCAAUUGCCACAACAAGUGUGCCAAGGUGGAAAGCUAAUUAACUUUACAGCUGCCUUCAACAAUUUCUCUGGUCCAAUCCCAUUAAGCCUAAAAAACUGCCAUACCUUGUAUAGAGUCAGGCUUGAACAUAACCAUCUCACGGGAGCUCUAGACCAAGAUUUUGGAGUGUAUCCAAAUCUCACUUAUAUUGACCUAAGUUUCAACAAUUUUAGAGGUGAGCUCUCCGCAAAAUGGGGAGAAUGCCAGAACCUCACAGUUAUGAGAAUUGCUGGGAAUAUGCUGAGUGGCAAAAUCGCUGUUGAGAUUAGUCAACUGAACCGACUAGCAGUGCUUGACCUUUCUUCCAAUCAAAUUUCCGGAGAGAUACCGGUGCAAUUCGGAAAAUUAUCCAAACUGUUGCUUCUAAGCCUGAAAGAUAACAGGAUUUCAGGUGAGGUGCCAGUGGAAAUUGGAGAACUUUCAAGGCUGCAGUCUCUAGACCUCUCUAUGAACAUGCUGAGUGGACCAAUUCCAUAUCAAAUAGGCGACUGCACUAGACUUCAACUGUUAGGCUUGGGCAAGAAUAACUUGAACGGGACAAUCCCAUAUCAAAUUGGUAAUCUUGUAGCUUUACAAGAUUUGCUAGAUUUGAGCCAUAAUUUUCUCACUGGAGGGAUACCUUCUCAGCUUGGGAAGCUUACGAGUUUAGAACGACUGAAUAUAUCUUCCAAUAAUCUCAGUGGUUCAAUUCCUGCUUCUCUCAGCAGCAUGUGGAGUUUGAUUGAUGCCAACUUCUCAUACAACAAUUUAGAGGGUCCACUUCCUGAUAGCAACAUCUUCCGUUCAUUCCAGCCAAGUGCUUAUAGCAACAAUAAAGACUUAUGCAGUGGUCUGGUCCAAGGUCUGAGACCGUGCAACGCCAUACCUGAGAGAAAAAGUGAUGGGAAUAAGAAAAACAGAGUUGUAAUUGUUGUUGCUCCGAUAGCAGGUGGACUUUUCCUUUCACUUGCAUUAGUUGGUGUUCUUGGAUUUCUCCGGAGAUGGAGAUCAAGAAAUAUGUCAAAAGAUAGAAGCAAAUCAAGCAGUCGGGAAGAUCCAUUCUCGAUGUGCUAUUUCAAUGGGAGGAUUGUGUAUGAAGACAUCAUUAAAGCCACAAAAAACUUCAAUGACUUGUACUGCAUUGGAGAGGGGGGAACUGGAAAGGUUUACAAAGUGGAAAUGCCAGGUUCUCAAAUGUUAGCUGUGAAAAAACUGAAUUAUCUGGGCAGAGAUGGAGAGGUUGAGAGGUUAAAAAGUUUUACCAAUGAGGUCGCAGCUUUAUCAGAGCUGCGCCAUCGUAACAUUGUGAAACUCCAUGGAUUCUGUUCUCGAGGAAGGCAUACAUUUUUGGUUUAUGAGUUCAUAAAAAUGGGUAGUUUGGCUAAUAUGCUAAGCAGCGACAAAGGAGCCAAGGAGUUGGAUUGGGAAAAGAGGAUUAAGGUUAUUAAAGGUGUAGCUCAUGCUUUAACUUACAUGCAUCAUGAUUGUGAUCCUCCUGUAGUUCAUCGAGACAUAUCGAGUAAAAAUGUCCUAUUGAACUCUGAACUUGAAGCGCAUGUUUCAGAUUUUGGCACUGCCAUGUUUUUGAAGCCUGAUUCAUCUAAUUGGACAACCAUUGCAGGCACAUAUGGCUAUGUUGCUCCAGGUAAGCUCCAAAUCUAUAUUAAUGAGCUUGCUUACACAGGCGUGGUGAGCGAGAAAUGUGAUGUUUAUAGCUUUGGCGUUCUAACAUUAGAAGUUAUGAUCGGAAAGCAUCCAGGGGAACUCAUAUCCUGUCUGCAAUCAUUGACUAACCGAUGCAUCCACUUAGAAGAUGUGUUAGAUGCACGUGUAUCGCCUCCCCCAGGCCAACAACUUGCUGAUAAAUUGUCCUGUAUGUUAACUAUCGCACUCUCAUGUUUACGAGCCGAUCCUCAAUCUCGACCAUCGAUGAGAACUGUAUCUCAGCUUCUUGAAAUGAAGGCUAGUUCCGAUAAGGAAAUCUGCUAGGCUGGUCCAAUUGGUUGAAGAAACUUGCAAUUGGACUGGCUCCAGAAUUUCUGGCAGGCUUAGAAAUUAAACUUGUUAAUUUGUAUAUAUCACGUAAAUGUCCAUCUUUAAA
This is a messenger RNA of Hevea brasiliensis (rubber tree), 3055 nucleotides long. Its product is annotated as MDIS1-interacting receptor like kinase 2-like. Gene Ontology annotation, biological process: protein phosphorylation. The record is from RefSeq and is a predicted model, not a curated record. Lineage: Eukaryota; Viridiplantae; Streptophyta; Magnoliopsida; Malpighiales; Euphorbiaceae. The transcript has 2 exons. Gene Ontology annotation, molecular function: protein binding; ATP binding; protein kinase activity. The coding region runs from base 55 to 2943 and encodes 962 amino acids.